GCUACAACAAACGCAGUGUUGUUGCAGAAGAAAGGCACACGCGUAAAGACUUAUGUGACACUUUUAUGAGGCAGCGAUAAUGCACCAUUUCGAUGUUUGCCAACCAUCACGAAACACCAAGAAAGAAGAUGAACGAGGCGGUUUUAGCUGUCGAGUUGUCCUUUCUUUCCUAUAUAAAGCCCAAUCUGAGAGCAAACUAACGUUUGCAGCAGGAUGGUUUUAGCCGUAGGAUCUGUUUCCGGCGGGGAUACACACAUGUGAGCAAAGCUGGUGCUUUCUCUCACACUCAUCUGACUAUCACCACACAGAGCUAAGUGCCUGGUCGAAUUAAGAAGUGCCCGCAAGUGUUUUGCAGCUAGAAAGCAAGACGUGUUUGUCAACUUCCACGUCGGUCUUUUACAACCUCACCUCCACAAACACUUGGUGCUGAUGGCUGAAUCUGAGCCUACGCCGGCCUCUAUCCAAGUCGGGGAGAAGAGAGGCUGUCCAGAGGAUGAAGAGGAAAGCACACCCUCAAAGAAACCAAGAGUUGAGAGCGAUCACAAGAAUGGAGGUGCUCCACACCAAGAUGAGGAGGAGCCUGAGGGGGAAGCGUGUGAUGAAGAGGAGGAUGGUGACACCUUUGCUGAUAUGAUGAAGCACGGCCUCACUGAGUUGGAUGUGGGCAUUCUGAAGUAUGUCAGUGACCAUGAGGGCUUCUCAGGAAUCCUGAAGGAAAGAUAUUCAGAUUUUGUGGUGCAUGAAAUCAACAAACAGGGCAAGGUAGUACAUUUAGAUGACCUCUCUGUCCCUGUGGAGAGUGAGGAAGUCCAUGAGGCAGAGCAGCAGCCACAAGAAUCCGAUGUGCUGACUGAAGAGCAGAAAAAGCAGCUGGAGGAGCUGCAGCUAUUCAAGAAUAAAGAGGGCAAUGUCUCCAUUGAAGUGGUGGAUGAUACAAAAGAGAAACGGACACUGGUCCACAGAGCCAUCAAGGUUCAGUUUCCUGGUCUGGAGACAAAGACGGAAGAGAAAGACGGUCACAAGUUCAUAGUGGCGUAUCAUGCUGCCGGGAAGAAAGCUCUAGCAGCUCCAAGGAAACACUUCUGGCCCAAAACUCGUGGCAGUUUCUGCCACUUUGUCCUGUACAAGGAGAACAAGGAUACCAUGGAUGCCAUCAAUGUGCUUUCAAAGUUCCUCAGGGUCAGACCCAACAUGUUUUCCUACAUGGGAACCAAGGACAAGAGGGCCAUCACUGUGCAGGAGAUUGCUGUGCUAAAGAUCACAGCGGAGAGAUUGGCUCACCUGAACAAGUGCCUCAUGAACCUUAAGCUGGGAAACUUUUGCUAUAAAAACCAUCCUCUAAAGCUGGGGGAGCUGCAGGGCAAUCACUUCACUGUGGUCAUCAGGAACAUCUCAGGAACAGAUGAGCAGGUCCACCGGGCCAUGACAUCCCUCAAGCAGACAGGCUUCAUCAACUAUUACGGCAUGCAGCGCUUUGGCACCACAGCUGUGCCUACACACCAAGUUGGCAGGGCCAUCUUAAAAAACGAUUGGAAUGAGGUGGUGGAUUUGAUUCUGAAACCUCGGCCCGGAGCAGAGAAAGAAUAUGUGGUCCGCUGCAGGGAGGAGUGGGCAAAGAAUCGGGACCCAGAGGCAGCUCUGAAGAAGCUGCCCAACAAGCGCUGUGUGGAGGGGCAGCUGCUACGAGGCCUGGCUAUGUAUGGCAAGAAGAACAUUGUCACUGCCUUUGGACUGAUCCCCCGUAACAACCGUCUGAUGUACAUCCAUAGUUACCAGAGCAUGGUAUGGAACUCCAUGGUGAGCCGCAGAAUUGAAGCCUUUGGUUUGAAGGCUGUGGAAGGGGACCUGGUGCUCAGAGGAGCCGCAGCACAAAUACUGUCUGCAGAGGAGGCUGAGAGUCGCUCCAUCCAUGACAUUGUGAUGCCACUUCCCGGCUUUGACGUUAUCUACCCGACUCACCAUGUAGGUGACGGCUACAGAGAGCUGCUCUCUGCCGAUGGGCUGGACAUCGACAACAUGAGACACAAAGUGAAGGACUACUCUCUGGCUGGAGCCUACAGACGCAUCCUCAUCAGACCCAGCGACGUCAGCUGGGAGGUUAUUCAGUAUGAUGACCCCAGGAUCCCCCUGGUGCAUACGGAUUUUGAGAAACUGGAGAACAAACCUGCUCCCAUCUUCAACAAAGAGGGGAAGUAUCGUGCUCUGAGGAUGGAGUUUUCUCUGCCUCCUUCAACCUAUGCCACUAUGGCAAUCCGGGAAGUCCUCAAGUUGGACACAAGUAUCAAGAAACAGACGCAGCUCAACACCACCUGGUUCAACUGAGACCAGAACAAACUCUGGCUUAAACUGGACUGCUGCUUCACCCUGCACAGCACCUGUCUGUCGCUACUUACUGUUGUGAGUGUUUUAAGUGUAUCGAUGUUUGUGUGUGUGUGUGUGAGAGAGAGUGCUUGGGUUCUAUGUGAACCCCAAUUUUUUUUUUUGGG
Molecule: messenger RNA, 2486 nt
Organism: Monopterus albus (swamp eel)
Lineage: Eukaryota; Metazoa; Chordata; Actinopteri; Synbranchiformes; Synbranchidae
Gene: pus7
Product: pseudouridine synthase 7
Exons: 17
Coding region: 430-2322 (630 amino acids)
Biological process (GO): pseudouridine synthesis
Cellular component (GO): nucleus
Molecular function (GO): pseudouridine synthase activity; RNA binding
Source: RefSeq, a predicted model, not a curated record